UUUUCUAAACACAGUAACUGAUAUGUGAUUUCAACAUUCUCAUUGAGGAAGUAGAAAUUUCAAAUACCUCAUCUAAGAAUAGAAAUUUUUAUUCAAUUUGCAGAAAAAUGUCUUUAAUUUCCAAUGUGCGUCGUUUAAUUAUCAAACGAGGCUUGCGCUACCCCAUUUAUGGCAGUCAACGUUUCAAUUGUGGUGAGCCAUAUCAUAACACGCUGAGAAAUCUCCUGCUGCAAAAGGAUACGAAAGUCAUUUGCCAAGGUUUUACCGGCAAACAGGCCACUUUUCAUUGCAAGGAAGCCUUGAAAUAUGGCACCAAAAUUGUGGGCGGAGUCUCUCCGAAAAAGGCCGGCACCAAGCAUUUGGACUUGCCAGUAUUCGAGUGCGUCGAGGAAGCCAAGCAAGAAACCCAGCCCCAUGCUUCUGUCAUUUAUGUACCACCUCCAGGGGCAGCAGAGGCCAUAAUGGAGUCUAUCGAAGCGGAAAUUCCUCUCAUUGUAUGCAUUACCGAAGGCGUUCCCCAACAUGAUAUGGUUAAGGUGAAGAAGGCCCUAUUGGCGCAGGACAAGUCAAGACUGGUGGGUCCCAACUGCCCAGGGAUCAUAGCUCCGGAGAAGUGCAAAAUUGGCAUAAUGCCUGGCAACAUACACAAACGUGGCAUGGUGGGUAUUGUCUCCAGAUCCGGCACCCUUACCUACGAAGCCGUCAAUCAGACCACCCACUAUGGCUUGGGUCAAACAUUGUGCGUCGGCUUGGGAGGUGAUCCCUUCAAUGGCACCAAUUUCAUCGAUUGCCUAGAACUAUUCCUAGAAGAUCCCGAAUGCAAGGGAAUAGUUAUGAUUGGAGAAAUCGGAGGCGAUGCCGAAGAAAAGGCUGCACAAUUCCUAAUGGAAAAUAACUGCGGCGAUCCACCAAAACCAGUGGCAGCAUUCAUUGCCGGCCUCACCGCUCCACCAGGUCGACGUAUGGGACAUGCUGGAGCCAUAAUAUCAGGAGGAAAGGGUGGGGCUCAGGAUAAAAUCAAUGCCUUGGAAAGUGCCAAUGUCAUCGUCACCAACAACCCCACUACAAUUGGCAAAGUUUUGUACAAAGAGUUGAUAAGUUUGGGAAUUGUGAAAGAUGAUGGCAAGAAGAAGUAGAUGACCUUAAACCAGCUAAAAUCAAAAACAACUCAAUAAAUUCUAGUACUGCUUUUCUUUUGCAUGCAUUGCAUGCAUUUUUUGUCAAAAUAAAUAAACCAACAAAACUGUUGUUUAGAUUGUCUUGUAAUGGCAAAAUGAA
Messenger RNA from Stomoxys calcitrans (stable fly), 1278 nucleotides. Its product is annotated as succinate--CoA ligase [ADP/GDP-forming] subunit alpha, mitochondrial-like. The record is from RefSeq and is a predicted model, not a curated record. Gene Ontology annotation, molecular function: succinate-CoA ligase (ADP-forming) activity; succinate-CoA ligase (GDP-forming) activity. NCBI's taxonomy places the organism in Eukaryota, Metazoa, Arthropoda, Insecta, Diptera, Muscidae. Gene Ontology annotation, cellular component: succinate-CoA ligase complex (ADP-forming); mitochondrion. The transcript has a single exon. Gene Ontology annotation, biological process: tricarboxylic acid cycle. The coding region runs from base 108 to 1136 and encodes 342 amino acids.